Molecule: messenger RNA, 1600 nt
Organism: Ziziphus jujuba (common jujube)
Lineage: Eukaryota; Viridiplantae; Streptophyta; Magnoliopsida; Rosales; Rhamnaceae
Product: phospholipase A1-IIgamma
Exons: 2
Coding region: 63-1289 (408 amino acids)
Biological process (GO): lipid metabolic process
Molecular function (GO): glycerophospholipid phospholipase A1 activity
Source: RefSeq, a predicted model, not a curated record
CCAAAGCAUUGUAUAUAAAGCAUCCAAAACUGGUCAUUUUGAUCAUCACAAAUUUUUUCAGGAUGAUCAAGAAAAAGAUGGCGGACAACAUAACAAGAAAGUGGAGGCAACUCAGCGGCCAAAACAAGUGGGAGGGUUUAUUAGAUCCUCUCAACAAAGAUCUUCGUCGAUACAUAAUUCACUAUGGAGAGAUGGCUCAAGCUGCUUACGACGCCUUCAACACCGAGAAGGCGUCUAAGUACGCCGGAAGCAGCCGGUACUCGAGAAGAGAUUUCUUCUCCAAGGUUGGAUUGGAGAAAGGAAAUCCGUUCAAGUAUUCAGUGACGAAGUUUCUGUAUGCAACUUCACAAGUUGAUGUCCCUGAUGCUUUUAUCAUAAAGUCUCUGUCUAGAGAGGCUUGGAGUAAGGAAUCUAAUUGGAUGGGAUUUGUGGCUGUGGCUACGGAUGAAGGCAAAGCUGCUUUGGGAAGGAGGGACAUUGUGAUUGCUUGGAGAGGUACAGUUCAGACAUUGGAGUGGGUUAAUGAUUUUGAGUUUGUUCUUGUUUCAGCUUCAAAGAUAUUGGGUGGUGAUCAGGAUGAUGAUAAGAAUGAUCCUAAGGUGCAUCAAGGUUGGUAUUCCAUCUAUACUUCUGAUGAUUCCCGUUCGCCUUUCAACAAAACCAGUGCUAGAAACCAGGUACUGAGUGAGGUUAGAAGACUAGUGGAGAAAUACAAGAACGAGGAAAUCAGCAUAACAAUUACAGGACAUAGUUUGGGUGCAGCAAUUGCCACACUAAAUGCGGUUGACAUAGUAGCCAAUGGAUAUAACAGACCAAUAAACCAGCCAAACAAGGCCUGUCCGGUUACAGCCUUUGUAUUUGCGAGCCCUCGAGUAGGAGACUCGGACUUUAAGAAGGUGUUCAACUCAUAUAAAGAACUUCGAGCCCUGCGUGUUCGUAAUGCUUUAGAUGUUGUCCCAAACUAUCCUUUGAUAGGCUAUUCGGAUGUAGGAGAAGAGCUAGACAUCGACACUCGAAAAUCCCAGUAUUUAAAGAGUCCUGGAAAUGUGUCGACUUGGCAUAACUUGGAGUGUUACUUGCAUGGAGUUGCAGGGACACAAGGCGGCAAAGGAGGGUUCAAGCUGGAAGUCAUUAGGGAUAUUGCAUUGGUUAACAAAACCACAAAUGCUUUGAAGGAUGAAUAUUUGGUACCCGAAAAUUGGCGGUGUGAGAAGGACAAAGGUAUGGUUCAGCAGCCAGAUGGUUCUUGGAAGCUGAUGGAUCAUGAGGAUGAUGACUUUGAAGCUUAAUAAAUAUACAUAUAAUUACAUAUAAUUAUGUGGGGGUUGAAGGGUAGAAAUUAUUAGUUUGUGUUAUGUUAUGUAAGUAUGAGACACAUAUAUGUUUGUUAUGUGGUUCAUUUAAAAUUUUUAGCAUUUAAUUUAAUUGUUUAGUCAAUAAGGGAAAAAAACUUGUUUCGUCUUCUACCAAAAUAAUAAAAUAAAAUAAAUAAAAUGUUUUGUCAACAAAAUAGAGUGAUAAUAAUGAUUUGGAGUCAAAAGAUGUAACAUUAACGUAUUAAUUGGAGAGCUCGUUUGCAGCUUGCAUUGUUCUUAUUGUA